Messenger RNA from Lathyrus oleraceus (garden pea), 448 nucleotides. RefSeq lists its product as uncharacterized. The record is from RefSeq and is a predicted model, not a curated record. The transcript has 3 exons. The coding region runs from base 47 to 448 and encodes 133 amino acids. NCBI's taxonomy places the organism in Eukaryota, Viridiplantae, Streptophyta, Magnoliopsida, Fabales, Fabaceae. Gene Ontology annotation, molecular function: DNA-binding transcription factor activity, RNA polymerase II-specific. Gene Ontology annotation, biological process: cellular response to iron ion starvation; positive regulation of transcription by RNA polymerase II.
UUCAGAAAUUACACUUUCACACCCCUCGCAUCGGAGCUCCUGCAAAAUGACUUCCGGAAUGGAAAAUCUUCCCCAAAUAUGUGUAGAUACUACUGAUGCGUUUAUGACGACGGAAAGAUUUGGUACACGAGAAGAGGUUAUCAGAUGGAUUAAAGAGGUUGGAAUCAACAAUAAAGUAACUGUUAUUAUCAGUCGUUCAGAUACUGAAACGGGGAAGAGAGGGAGAAGUAACAAAAUAAUAUUUGGUUGUGAUAAAGGUGGGAAACACAAGAUUAGUGAUAGUGGUAUCCAAAGUGCGUCGAAGAAAUGUGGAUGUCCAUUUAAAAUCAGGUCGACUCCGGCGAAAGAUGGAUCUGGUUGGAAGAUUGAUGUAAAAUGUGGGUUACAUAAUCAUGGUUUACCGGAUAGAUUAGAAUGUCAUUCGUUUAUUGCGAUUGUAUCAACUUGA